Messenger RNA from Podarcis muralis (Common wall lizard), 1801 nucleotides. Its product is annotated as stromelysin-1-like. The record is from RefSeq and is a predicted model, not a curated record. Gene Ontology annotation, cellular component: extracellular matrix. NCBI's taxonomy places the organism in Eukaryota, Metazoa, Chordata, Lepidosauria, Squamata, Lacertidae. Gene Ontology annotation, molecular function: metalloendopeptidase activity; zinc ion binding. Gene Ontology annotation, biological process: proteolysis; collagen catabolic process; extracellular matrix organization.
AUGAAAAGUUUCCUACUGACGAUUGCGCUCUAUGGAGCACUUUCUUGUGCUUUGCCCCUAAUCCACGAAGCUGAUCAAGUUGGAGAAGCGGACCUGAAUUUUGCAAAGACGUACAUAGAAAACUACUAUCCUGAUUCCACAUCAACGCCAGUCGCAAGAAGCAAAAGGAGUGAUGAGAUUCCUGUUGACAAGUUACAACAAAUGCAGAAACACUUUGGGCUGAGAGUGACGGGCAGAUUGGAUUCACACACUUUGGCUGCAAUGAAGAAUCCCAGGUGUGGGGUUCCUGAUGUAGCAGAAUACAGCACCUUUCCCGAGUCACCAAAAUGGGGACGAAAAAACCUGACAUAUAGUGUUCUGAAUUACACGCCAGACAUGGACCGCACUGACGUAGAUGUUGCAAUCGAGAGAGCUUGGAAAGUUUGGAGUGAUGUGACUCCCCUGACCUUCACCAGGGUUUAUGGGAAACCUGCAGAUAUCAAGAUCUCUUUUGCUGCUAGAUCUCAUGGUGACAAUAUACCCUUUGAUGGACCAGGUGGGCAGUUGGCUCAUGCAUUUUCACCUGCCUUCGGCGGAAGUGUCCAUUUUGAUGAGAAUGAACCCUGGGCACGGGAUUUAAAAGGCACCAACCUUUUUCUUGUAGCUGCUCAUGAGUUUGGCCAUGUACUGGGCCUCGGGCAUUCCAGCAAUCCAGAGGCUCUGAUGUUUCCAACCUACAGAAAUAGAGACCUUAAAAAUUUUGGUCUUCACAUGGAUGACAUUGAGGGCAUCCAGCAGCUUUAUGGACCCUCUGAAGGUGGGGAUGACAAUGAAGCCAGUGGUUCAUCAAUUAACCUCACAUCCACAGCAGAGGCACCGUCCACAAAAUGGUGUGACCCUCACCUGGCUUUUGAUGCUGUCACUUCUCUCCGAGGGGAAAUCCUGUUCUUUAAAGACAGCUUUUUCUGGAGAAAGUAUCCCCAGAGAAGAGAUGUUGAAAAGUUUCCAAUUUCUGCCUUCUGGCCAGCUUUGAGCAAAGGCAUAGAUGCUGCGUAUGAAGUUAAGGCUGAUGACACAGUAUUUCUCUUCAAAGGAAGCAAGUAUUGGGCCACCAAAGGAAAUACAAUACAGAUCGGUUUCCCCAAGAAUAUUCACAGCCUGGGGCUUCCAAAAAGUGUUAAGAGCAUUGAUGCAGCUGCUCAUGACAGCAGCUCAAAGAAGACAUAUUUCUUCUCUGGAAACAGUUACUGGAAAUAUGAUGAAGCCAAGAAGUCCAUGGAAAAAGGCUACCCAAGAAAGAUAGCAGUCAAGGUGAAUGCUGCUUUUCUGCAUCAUGGACAUUUCUAUCUAUUCCGUGGAUCAAAUCAAUAUGAGUUUGACAGCAAAACCAAAAAAUUCCUCAGCAUUAAGAAGAGUGACAGCUGGUUUGGGUGCCAGUGACACAAGACAAAGGAAAAAGUGAUGAGGCCCAGAGGAAGGAUAUCUCUCUUGGUCUGGGCAUCAGGCAAUGCUCACUGGGCACCAUCUUUGUUGGCAUGACUUGGUCUCUCCUGCGGUUUCAUGAGCCAUGGAACAAGCUGCAUUUUGAAUAAGGAAGUUCUAAUAUAUAUUUGUUUUUAACCUAUGGUAGAUUGCAACUAUUCAAUGAUUCUAUGAUUUUAUUUUUAUAUUUUAAAUUAUUUUAAAUAUAAUUUUUAACUCUGCCUUUAUUUACAGUCUUAAUGUUUGCUUUACUUUUUUGUAAACUACUUGAGGAUUUUAUUUAAAACUGAGCAGGAUACAAUUUUUUAAAACAAGAAAUUAAAUAGAUAUAUUUAAUAUA